ACACAUACUGUACACACAUGAAUGAAGAUAUGUUAUAGAAGUCACACACUGUGAUGGUGCAUUCCCAAGGAGAGAAACAUCCAGGUCUUGAGACUCAUUCAGUUCAUCGGUUGUGAAUCAUGUCUGGAGUGAUCGUGCUAGUCUGGAUCGUCCUGUUGCGUUUAGCAGAUGCUUUCUCUUUCGAGGACUUUGACACAUGCAAAAACAGUCCAUGUCAAAAUGGCGGUGUUUGUAUAAGAAACAAAGGCGAUUACACUUGCCAGUGCUCUAACAGUUCUCAAAAUGGGCAACUGUACGGAGGUCCAAACUGCACUGUUCCACUGCAGGCCUGUGAGCGGCACCCGUGCCAAAACGGUGGCAAAUGCUCUCCUUUUCUCAGCAGCAGUCAGCACAGAUACAGCUGCACCUGCCCUGAAGGUUAUGCUGGCAAAAGGUGUGAGACAUCCACCACCUUCUCUUUUGAAAACAGCGGAUUCCAAUACAUCAGAACAACCCUCAAGGACACAGUGACGCUUCUGAACACUACUUUGAGUUUUCGCACGUUGCAAAAAACAGCAACUCUACUCCGCUGUGUAGUGGGUGACUACAUCCUCACGCUGCAGCUGCAAAACGGUCGACUGCGUCACUCCAUGCAAUGGGGCAACAACAGCGAGUCAGAUUUUGUCGAGCUGUUUCAGGAUGUGGCAGAUGGCCGUUGGCAUACGGUGCAGAUUUACUUGUAUGGAAGUGUGCUAGGGCUUAGCUUGCAUGACCCAUUGUGCACUGUAAAAACCUGCCACAAAGAAGCGCUAGUGGAAAUGGAUCUGGGAUCUGGGUCCGGACAGUCCUCCUUCACUCUGACCCAGAGUGUCUAUAUAGGUGGAAAAGGAAAUGGACAAAUAAAUCCAGACUCAUAUUUCCUGGGCUGUAUGCGAGAUGUCUACAUUCAGUCCCGCCCGGUGAUCCCGGGGGUCAGAGCUGAGCAGUUUGGCGUGACUUUGGGCUGCAGGGAAACUGACAGCUGUGAGGAUAAUCCAUGCAGGAACAGAGGAAAGUGUAUCAGCUUGGGAUGGAAGGAACACAAGUGUGUGUGCCACCGUCCCUAUGAGGGAAACAUCUGCUCAGAGGAACACAUCGCUGCCCGGUUCGGAAUUGAAGACGUGGAAAGUUAUGCAGUUUUCUACGUAGACGAUGACCCCACCGACACUUUCACUGUGUCCAUGUUCGUCCGUACACGCCGUUUAAGCGGUCUGCUCCUCGUUUUUUCCAAUAGCACGGGCCAUUACUUGCACAUAUGGCUGAACGAUGGGAAGGUCAAAGUUCAGACAAAUCACUUUCAAAUCCUGCAGGGUCAUGACAGAGUUAACGACGGACAUUUUCACCUGGUGAGCAUGCACGUGGAGCGGGGAACAAUCAUGCUCUCGUACUCGGCUAAGACCCAGGCCUUGAUGGCCAGCCGAGGUUUGACAGUCCAAUCAGGGGACACGGUUCAUGUGGGAGGCUUAGAGGACCGAAAAGCUACGAUAGCGUUUAGCAGCUACUUUAAAGGAUGCAUCCAAGACCUGCGACUGAACUCUAAUCACCUGCAAUUUUACCCAAGCAGCACUCCCCUGGCAUCCUACAGAAUAAAGACCAUGGUGCAAGUCACGCAGGGCUGCACUGGUAAUAAUUACUGCAGGAUGAACCCUUGUCGGAAUGGCGGUGUGUGUUACUCCAUGUGGGAUGAUUUCACCUGCAGUUGCCCGCCGAACACAGCAGGGCGGCUCUGUGAGCAGCUGAAGUGGUGCGAACUUUCCCCGUGUCCCGUUACUGCGGGUUGUCUCGCGCAUGCUCAGGGAUUCGACUGUGUUGCGAACAUCACCAUCCAUGAAGGAAACCCCAUUAUCAUGUUUAGAGGUAACGGCAAAAUCCGCCGACCCCUCCACAACAUUACUCUGUCAUUUCGUACGAGGAGACGUGACGCCACAUUGCUGCAUGCCUUGCAGGAAAACAACUUCAUUAUGGUUUUUCUCAAUAACGGACGACUUGUUCUGGAGCUUCAGAGCGGCUCAGACUCCACACUCCGAGUGCAGAGCCGCCGUGUAGUGGUGAACGAUGGACGCUGGCACAGUGCCAUCCUGAGCAUGGACAACCCAUCCGCUCCGACCUCCAGGUGGUUCGUGGUGCUUGACGAGCGCAGAGAACAAGCGUCCAUCUCCUCCACCUCUUCCGGAGAUCUGAACUUCCUGAGGAAAGACACCGACAUCCUUUUAGGCGGUUGGCAGCUUGAUUCUGGAGCAAAUUUGGACGGAUGUCUAGGUUCGGUGCAAAUCGGUGGCCUUGUUUUGCCAUUUUAUGUGGAAACAGAACUCAGCAUGCCCAGACCCCAGGAGGAAAAGUUCUUAAGGACGUCUGGGAUGCUGAACCUAGGGUGCCGGAGCUCUGACAUUUGCAAUCCGAACCCUUGCCACAAUGGAGGCCAGUGUGAGGAUCUUUUCGACCUCUUUAAAUGUCAUUGCCCAGCUGGUUGGCACGGUCAGAUAUGUGAAGUCAGGGCUGAUGCCUGCAUCUCGAAUCCUUGUCUACAUGGAUCAUGCUCUGUUGCUGCUGAAGGUUAUGCAUGUGUGUGUGAGUCAGGAUACACCGGUCAGCACUGUGAAAACAACGAGGAUGUGUGUGUAGGACACAAGUGCAGCAAUGGAGGUACCUGCCUCAGAGGAAUCAAACAAUAUGCCUGCCUUUGCCCAAGAAACACAACCGGAGCUCUCUGCCAAGAACGAAUGGUGGAAAUGCCUUGGUACAUUGACAGGCUUCCGUCUCCGAGGCUGCCGGUGUCCAUAUGCGGGAAGGACAAGUGGACUUACAGCUGCUUUAAUGGCGGAAACUGCUCCAUGUUUGAGGACAAGUGUGACUGCCUGCCUGGUUUUACUGGACAAUGGUGUGAGCAGGAGCUGGACGAGUGCGCCUCCGGCCCGUGCCUGAACGGAGGAUACUGCCGCAACCUCAUCGACAAAUUCCAGUGUGUGUGUGAGAUCAGCUUCGCUGGCGAGCGCUGCCAGAUCGACAUCAGCGAUUUCUACCUGUACGGUUUCCUGCUGAUGUGGCAGAACAUCUUCCAGCUGCUCUCCUACCUCAUCCUGCGCAUGGACGACGAGCCUGAGAUCGAGUGGAACGCCGCAAACGAUGAGUAAAGACGAAUCAAAGAAGAGAGUGGCGAGGGACGAGGGACCAGAGACUAGAUGGCUAAAUAUGAGACAGGGGGGUUGUACUAAUAAAACUCAUCGUGAAAGUAGAAAUAUUAUUGCUGUGUCGUUCAUUUUAUAGCAUGUGAGCUUUGAUCGUAUUUCUAAUGGAUGGUGGUAAUGUGUUUGUUUUAUAAAUACAAAAUAAAAUGUGGAAACACUAUAAA
This is a messenger RNA of Clarias gariepinus (North African catfish), 3367 nucleotides long. RefSeq names its product crumbs cell polarity complex component 1 (gene crb1). The record is from RefSeq and is a predicted model, not a curated record. Gene Ontology annotation, biological process: heterophilic cell-cell adhesion; establishment or maintenance of epithelial cell apical/basal polarity. Gene Ontology annotation, cellular component: plasma membrane; protein-containing complex. NCBI's taxonomy places the organism in Eukaryota, Metazoa, Chordata, Actinopteri, Siluriformes, Clariidae. Gene Ontology annotation, molecular function: calcium ion binding. The coding region runs from base 120 to 3149 and encodes 1009 amino acids. The transcript has 9 exons.